Messenger RNA from Carcharodon carcharias (great white shark), 3579 nucleotides. RefSeq names its product protein phosphatase 1, regulatory subunit 21 (gene ppp1r21). The record is from RefSeq and is a predicted model, not a curated record. NCBI's taxonomy places the organism in Eukaryota, Metazoa, Chordata, Chondrichthyes, Lamniformes, Lamnidae. Gene Ontology annotation, cellular component: early endosome; membrane. The coding region runs from base 532 to 2934 and encodes 800 amino acids. The transcript has 23 exons.
GAGUCGGAAGUAGUGUCGGCGCGUCGCUGGGAGGGUUGAAGUGGGCCUUGGCACCGAGUUCCUCUCUGUACCUCUACUUGUUGUGGCUGCAUCCUAUCUGCUGGCUGAUGAGAGGAAUUAAGUCCCUUUAACGCUUAUUCUCCGAGCGUUGGCCAAGGCAAAAAAAAAAAUAAUCAGAGGCGGGAAUUGUCUACUCUAUGUCUAUGGCCGGUCAAUUGGUCCGAAGGGGGCAACUCUAGGGUUGGACUGGCCGAAGGGUCAGUCGGUCAGUCAGUCAAUUGCUGGCGGACAGAGUGGGGAGGUCGGAGAAAUAAACAAUUUAUUAUUAUCUCUCACCCAGCUGUGGUCGCUGACUAACCGCCCUCCCGCCCCCUCUUUUGCAAAAUUAUUUUGAUGUCGCUAUCCGUGUGAGAGACGGCGACGAGCUCCCGGGACUCUUCCCCUACCCACCCCAGCUCCGCCGAGUGAUGAGCCAGGCGCUGCCCGACCCCUGCAAGCAUCCGUCGACCCUUCUUCAGCCACUUGCCAACCAUGGCCGCAGAUUUGCAAGCCAAGUAUCAGAAACUUGCACAGGAGUACUCCAAGCUUCGGGCUCAGAACCAAGUACUGAAGAAGGCUGUUGUGGAUGAACAAGGCCAAGGCACAUCUUUAAAGGAGGAGCUGAAGAUGAAGGACCAGUGUGUUAGGAAGUUGCAGCAGGAAAUGGAUAGCCUGACUUUUCGAAAUCAGCAGCUGGCAAAGCGUGUAGAGCUACUUCAAGAGGAAUUAGUAACUACUGAGGCCAAGGGCAAGAAGAACAAGCAGAAGAAUGCUGACCCUCCAUCUCAAAUGAACCAGCAGCUACAGAGUGUGUUUGACGAAGAUCUGCAGAAUAAAAUAGAGGAAAAUGAGCGCCUGCACAAACAAGUACAAGAAGCUCAAGAGAAACAUAGGCAAAUUGAAACCGAGCUCAGGGAGCGAUUAGUAGUGUUGGAGCGAGAUACCAUGCAACAUCAUGCGGUGGUUGAUGGCUUGAAACAGAAGUACAUGGACACCAUAGAAAAACUUCAAAAUGACAAAGCAAAUUUAGAGAUGAUAGCAGUCGUGGGUUUGGAAGGUGGCGUCGAAGGAGCUUUGGUGAAAUCGCACUCAUUGGAAAGAGAAGCAAAGGAAUGUAGGCUUCGGACAGAAGAAUGCCAGCAGCAGCUAAAGAAUAUCCAUGCAGACCUGAGUAGUCGAUUAGACCAGUCUACAAGUAUUAUUCAAGAAAAAAUACCUUUUAAUGAUAGAAGGUUUGCAGAAUACAACACAUUAGAUGUACCUGUACAUGAUAGAAGGCAUCAACUGAAAGCUCGCGAUCUUAAUGGACAGGCACUGGCUUUUGUUCGGGAUUUAGUGGGAGCAUUGCUAAAUCUUCAUACCUAUACUGAGCAAAGAAUUCAGAUCUACCCCAUUGACUCUGCGACAGACACUAUAUCUCCUUUGAACCAAAAGUUUUCUGAAUACCUGCAUGAAAAUGCCGCUUAUGUCCGCCCCCUAGAAGAAGGAAUGUUGCAUCUAUUUGAGAGCAUUACUGAAGAAACAGUUACUACACUGGAAACUACUGUGAAACUUAAACCAUUUUCAGAUGUAUUCACUUCUUAUGUUUGCUUCCUAAAGAAAAUUCUACCGUACCAAUUAAAAAGUUUGGAGGAAGAAUGUGAGUGCUCACUGUGCACAGCUAAUUUACAAGCAAGAAACAUGGAACUGCAGAGUGAUAUGCAAAAGAUGACUGCUGCCUUUGAAAAGCUGCAGGUUUACAUAAGUCUCCUUACCUUGCCAAGUACAACACCUGAAAUGCUCCUUCAGACAAACCAUAAUGUAGUUUUCACACAGCUUGCUGCUUGUCUUCAUUCAUUGCAUGAUGUCAUGAAAGAUAUUUCCAAGCACUACAGUCAGAAGGUUUCAUUAGAGCAAGAACUACCCACCAUUACCCAGAAGCUUAAAAAUACCAACGAUUGUAUUCUUUCUUCUGUUGUAGCAUUGUCAAAUGUUACAGGAAAGGUUGGUACGUUCUUCAGCAAUAACCUGGACUUCUUUACAGCUCCUUCCGUGUAUGGAUCAAGGGUAGGAAUGGGUAUAAUAGACCCUCUUGCAGCAGAAUGUAUGCUGGAGAACAAGAAGAAAGCAGCUGCUUAUAUUAAGUCUCUGAAGAAGUCUUGUCCAGGAUCAGUACCUUAUGAAGAGGCUUUGGCAAAUCGUAGGACCAUUCUAAGUUCGACUGAAAGCCGCGAAGGUCUUUCGCAACAGGUGCAACAAAGCCAAGAGAAAAUAGCAAAACUGGAGCAGGAGAAAGAACACUGGAUGCUGGAGGCUCAACUAGCUAAAAUAAAAUUGGAGAAGGAAAAUCAGCGUCUAACUGAGCUGGAAAGUCAACUUAAAACUACGUUCACCGGACCUGUGCCUUCUAUUGGUUCUAUCCAGGAGAAUGGUGCUAUUGCCAAAAUUGAAGAAUUGCAGCUUGUUGAAAGGGACUCCAGUGAACCAGUUAGAUGUACCAGUCUGGUUGGAAUGCUGACUACUUCCAUCAUCAACAAUGAGAUUCCAGAUGCAGAGUCACGUGAACAGUUAAUCAAAAGUCACUACAUGAUGAGGGUGGCAGAACUAACCUCACAGCUUCAGAUAGCAGACAGCAAGUCAGUGCAUUUUUUCGCAGAGUGCCGAGCCCUUGUUAAACGCUUAGCACUGGCAGAGAAGUCCAGAGAAACCUUUUCGGAAGAAAUAAAAGUUGCCAAUCAGAACGUUGUGCGAUUGCAGGAUGAGCUGACUACAACAAAGAGGAGCUAUGAAGAUCAGCUGAGUAUGAUGAGUGAUCAUCUUUGUAGCAUGAAUGAGACUUUAUCGAAACAAAGGGAAGAAAUUGAUUCUCUUCGUAUGGGCAGUAAGGGUAAUGCAAAGAAAAACAGAGGUCGAUAAGAUCUGAGGGCACCAUUCAGUUAGAGGUCUGAACGUUGAAGAUACAGCUGCUGUUAUCUACAGGGAAGUUUAGUAUGCCAAAUGAAUAUUUGUAUCACCGUUCUUUCUCGGAGUAAAAGCGUGCAAUGAUUGUGAUAUUAUAGAGCCUAGGAAUUGAAAGAAAAUUGGACUUAAAGGAAUUUUUUUUAUCAUCCCCUAAAGUUUAAGGAACAUAAUGGAAAAUAUUCUGGCACUGAAAAUGUAUUCCAAAAAUAAUGUACCCUGUGAAAUUCCCAUUCAAUAGGUAAUUUGUAACAAUAGCUUUUUAAUAAUUUUAUUUCAUUAUGUGAAUCCAUAAUGAAGGAGGUUUUGUACAUUGAAUUAUGUGACAAUGUGUAUGUUAAUUGUGUAUCUAUUUUCUGAAAUGAGAUCCAACAUAUUGUGCGCAUCAAGUGUUUUGAUUUCUUGAAAUGUGGAGCACAAUUCUAACUUAUCUAGUUUACUCCCGCUAUUAUUACUGCUAAUACUGCACCACACCUCUCCUCAUCACCCCACACCACCCUUCUGCUCCUUCUCUCCUCCAUAAAAUCUGAAUGUGAAAAUCUGUUUGUGCAUAAAAUGUUAAUGAAAAAACUGAUCAAUAAAAAAGGUACAUGGUAAUGGAAA